Messenger RNA from Tribolium madens (black flour beetle), 525 nucleotides. RefSeq lists its product as uncharacterized. The record is from RefSeq and is a predicted model, not a curated record. The transcript has a single exon. Lineage: Eukaryota; Metazoa; Arthropoda; Insecta; Coleoptera; Tenebrionidae. The coding region runs from base 1 to 525 and encodes 174 amino acids.
AUGAAGAGACAUUUAGAGCGAACAAUUCAAGGACAGAUCUUAACUUUUGAGGAGUAUUACACUGUGCUAACAGGUAUAGAAGCAUGUCUCAAUUCACGACCCUUAACACCUCUCUCUUCCUCACCAACUGAUUUGAUACCAUUGACCCCAUCACAUUGUUUAAUCGGAGACAUUUUAAUACAACCCUGUGAACCCGAUCUCACAAAUUCUCCCAAAACAUUAAAAUCUCGCUGGUUAAAUAUUCAAAGAAUUCGGCAACAUUUCUGGAAGAGAUGGCAUAGGGACUACUUGAAUCAACAACAGACUCGGUCAAAAUGGAAUGAAAAUUAUCGCAAUAUAAAGGUUGGAACUAUGGUUCUUAUGAUUGAAGACAAUCAACCUCCUCUACAGUGGCCAGUUGGACGCAUCGUUGAAAAUUACGCUGGUCAAGAUAGUGUAGUGCGGGUGAUUUUAGUGAAAACCGUGAAUGGCCUGUAUAAAAGAUCAGUGAAGAAAGUGUGCGUUUUACCCAAUAUGGACAAUUGA